CACAACACUUUCAAGAAACACUAUCUUUAACCUAGCUAGCUUUUAUAUCUAUUGAAAUCAAGUUAACAACACAUUUUUUCCUUCUUUUUUUCCAGCUUCACUUGUUCAUCAUUUUCAAGCAUCAAAAAUGGCGAGUGAAUCUAAUUUUUCACCUGAUUUCUUCGACCCUUCUGCCGAUUACUUUGGUGGAACCAAGUUCUUUUCAGCUGGAGAAGCAUCUUCUGACGAAAUCUUCGGUAUCCUCGAGGCGUUAGAGGGUGUUUCGGAUGAAUUCACAACCUUCACCCCCUUAGAUGAGAUGAAACAUGGUGUGAAAGAUGGUGGUUUGAGUGAUCAGUUAGUUUCGCAGAAGUCGAGUUCUUCGAGUGGUGUUCAAGAACCCGUGGAGGCAGUUUCGCAAGGAACCAAGAGACAGAAAGUAUCACCGCAAGUAGAAGAAGGCUGUGAAAGCUUAGACGGGUCGUCGAAAAUGAAUCAUGUCACUGUGGAGAGGAACCGGAGGAAAACGAUGAACGAACACUUAGCCAUCCUCCGGUCACUAAUGCCUUGUUUUUAUGUCAAAAGGGGAGAUCAAGCAUCAAUAAUUGGAGGUGUAAUCGACUACAUCACUGAAUUGCAACAAGUGCUACAAUCUUUGGAAGCAAAGAAGAAAAGGAAAGUGUACAGUGAUGUAUUGAGCCCAAGGCUCAUUUCAAGCCCCAGAACCCUACCUUUGAGCCCUAGAAAACCUCCUUUGAGCCCAAGGCCAAGCUUGCCAAUUAGCCCCAGGACGCCGCAAUCAGCGAGCCCAUACAGGCACAUGUUACCAUCUGCUACUUCAUACAUACAAUCUCUAUCAGCCAUGGCUAAUUCCGCACCAGCUUCACCUUGUAAUUCUUCAUCUACUUCUGACACCAUUAAUGAGCUUUUUGCCAAUUCGAAGUCAUCCAUUGCCAAUGUAGAGGUGAAGUUCUCAGGGGCUAAUCUUCUUCUAAAGACUGUCUCGCCUCGGUUACCAGGCCAAGCAACAAAGAUAAUGUCGGUUCUUGAAGACUUGUCCCUUGAAGUCCUCAAGGUUACUAUCAAUACUGCUGAUGAAACAAUGGUUAUCUCAUUUACCAUUAAGAUUGGAAUUGAAUGCAAGUUAAGUGCAGAGGAUCUUGCACAACAUAUCCAGCUCACUUUUUCGUAGUACGUUUAAGGUUAAUGGUCUAUUAAGCGAUCCUUUUAUUUGUUGGUUUUGUUGCAUUGAGAUCAUAUCGAUACAUCAUAUACAUGUAAUGUAUCGAGCAUGAUGUUGACUGGAGCAAAAUACCAUCGUCUAACAAAGCAAGGAAGAUAAAAAGAUGUUUAGAACCCAAACAACAUCUAUCUUACUCGAUUUCUAGUAACGAACCAUCUGAGAAACAUUUUCUACAUAGUAACCGUUUGAUCGGUGUAACUUGUAAGUUGUAAAUUGUAUUUCUUGUUCAGUUAAUUAGUUAACAUUUGUAUUUGAAUAUUCUCAACUUUUGAAUAUUAUCUUUAGUUCCAUUUACAUCUA
Molecule: messenger RNA, 1522 nt
Organism: Helianthus annuus (common sunflower)
Lineage: Eukaryota; Viridiplantae; Streptophyta; Magnoliopsida; Asterales; Asteraceae
Product: transcription factor SPEECHLESS
Exons: 4
Coding region: 128-1171 (347 amino acids)
Biological process (GO): stomatal complex development; positive regulation of DNA-templated transcription; guard cell differentiation
Cellular component (GO): nucleus
Molecular function (GO): DNA-binding transcription factor activity; protein dimerization activity
Source: RefSeq, a predicted model, not a curated record